CUCUCUCUCUUCCUCCUCCCCCCCUCUCUUUCUCUCUCAAUUCCCCUUCUACCUGUCAAUCCGUCUCCUCCGUCAUGACGGUUGUACAUCCCGAGUCCCUUGAGGACUUCGAGUACAUCGAAACUCCUCCCGCCUCGUGCGUCACUCCCGCUGAUGACUGUGGUGUGCGGACGACCUCGUACCCGGCCAUUAAAAAUGCCCCUGUACCGGCCGAUUCCCCCGGCAGCGAUAGCUUCUCCAACACUCUGUUGUUCGCCCUGUUGUUGCUGAUCCCAUGGUACUUCGCUCGCCAAGUUGGCGGUGGUUUCUACACCACCAUCUUCUUUGCUAUCUUCACCACUAUCCCCAUUCUCAUGGCCUUUUGGUCUGUAGCUUCUUCCAUCUCUCCCCGCAAGAACGAAAAGGCCAAGUAUGCCGGUCGCCCCGUCGAGUACUACCUCAGCUUCCACAGCGAGCAUGAUCGCGCUGCCUAUCGUGGCAAGAGCAAGAUCCCCAUGGAGGUUUUCUAUGAAAAGUACUUCAACGGUGAGGUGGAAUUCAAGUGUGACGCCCUGGAAGCCCUCGAGUUCCGUCACGACUGGGCCAAUUUCCGUUUCACCAUGGGUCUCUUCAAGCAUUUCCUCUUCGGUUUCAUUCCUGAGAUGAUCAUGCACACUCGCUCCCAGGAUGAGGAACAGGUUCGUGACCACUACGAUCGUGGCGAUGACUUCUAUGCUUGGUUCCUGGGUCCCCGCAUGAUCUAUACCUCUGGAAUCAUCAGCGACAUCAACCGUGAGGAGACUCUUGAGGAGCUUCAGGACAACAAGCUGGCUGUGGUGUGUGAAAAGAUUGGCAUUCAACCCGGUGACACUGUCCUCGAUCUCGGUUGCGGUUGGGGUACUCUGGCCAAAUAUGCUUCGGUUCACUAUGGCGCUCAAGUCACUGGUAUCACCCUCGGUCGUAACCAGACUGCUUGGGGUAACAAGGGUCUUCGCAAUGCUGGUGUUGAGGAAUCUCAGAGCCGUAUCCUGUGCCUCGAUUACCGUGACGCCCCCCGGGUGGACGGAGGUUACAAGAAGAUCACCUGUUUGGAAAUGGCUGAGCAUGUCGGCGUUCGUCACUUCACUACUUUCUUGUCUCAGGUCUACGAAAUGUUGGAUGAUGACGGUGUCUUCUUCCUUCAGAUUGCUGGUCUGCGUAAGUCCUGGCAGUAUGAGGAUCUGAUCUGGGGUCUUUUCAUGAACAAGUACAUCUUCCCCGGAGCCGACGCUAGCACCCCCCUUGGUUUUGUCGUCGAUCGACUGGAGGCCGCCGGAUUUGAGAUCAAGGCUGUCGACACCAUUGGCGUCCACUACUCUGCCACCCUUUGGCGCUGGUACCGGAACUGGAUGGGUAACCGUGACAAGGUCGAGGCCAAGUACGGAAAGAGAUGGUUCAAGAUCUGGGAGUACUUCUUGGCCUACUCUACCAUCACCUCUCGCCAGGGUGGAGCUACCUGCUGGCAGCUUACUCUUGUCAAGAAUAUCAACUCCACUCACCGUGUCGAGGGCAUUAAUCGUCAAUUCGGUCUCACCGGCGCCCGCCAGUCCGCCAUCGACAAUGUUGGCCACGGUGUUGUCCCCAGCGCUCACGUGCCCAAGAAGGCUUGAAGGGGUAUUCCAACACUUAUGCUGUAGGCCCUUUUGGUGCCUGGACAUGACAAAUUUCCUGUUUCCUGGUUGUUGAAGACGCAGAGUUUGAAUGACCUGGCAAGAAUGGAUAUGGUCGCAUGAAUUUUCUUCAAGGUGGAGACCUAAGGAAUAAUGCGGUGC
Molecule: messenger RNA, 1790 nt
Organism: Aspergillus aculeatus ATCC 16872
Lineage: Eukaryota; Fungi; Ascomycota; Eurotiomycetes; Eurotiales; Aspergillaceae
Product: putative cyclopropane-fatty-acyl-phospholipid synthase
Exons: 4
Coding region: 75-1628 (517 amino acids)
Biological process (GO): cellular response to biotic stimulus
Source: RefSeq, a predicted model, not a curated record